Molecule: messenger RNA, 1463 nt
Organism: Ilex paraguariensis (yerba mate)
Lineage: Eukaryota; Viridiplantae; Streptophyta; Magnoliopsida; Aquifoliales; Aquifoliaceae
Source: the annotation of a GenBank genome assembly
AUCACGCCUUCACCGUAAGUCCGUAACACUUCAUCUAACCACCGCCAUCCAGCACCCCUAUUAAAUCCGCCGCACUCCGCCCGCGACGGCGCUCACCCUCAGUCUAAAAGCCACCGACUAAACCGAAGAUCAAAGCUCAGUGAGAGAGAGAAAGAGAGAGAGAUGAGCACUCGUUCUUUAGAGACUCUACUACCGACAGAAACCCUGGAACUGGAGAGCGGCCUUUCAGUCGUCCCCCGAGUCAAACUCCUCCUCACAAUCCACCGGUCAGACAAAUCAAUCUCACCAAUUGACGAGUGGCAAUUCAAGCGCUCACUCAUCGACUACAUCAAAACCUCCUUCUCGAUCACAAUCUCCGAAGACGACCUCGAAGUCAAGAGAUAUAAGGACCUCAAGAAGCGCAAGCGCGAAGAUCCCGUAGCUAACGGCAUUCUCUUCAUUCGUGACUUGGGUUUUCUCAAUAAGCCCUCAACUUAUAGAAUCGGCAAUGAUGAAGAUGAAGAUGUGAAGGUUGUGGAGAAGAGGCUUUUGGAGUGGAGGAAAUCGAUUGUAGAGAAGAUGGAUGGGAUUGAGUUGAAUCUUCAAGGAGUUGGGUUUAGAUUGACCGUUGCGGUUCCAACUUCCGAUGAUUUUGAGGGAAUGAGCAAGGAAUGGGAGGGGCUUCAUGCAUUUGGCGGUCGAGGAACAUCUAGGGGUGGGAAGCAGCUGCCUGAUACGAUUGUGUUGAGAGGUGUUCCAUCACGGUGGUUUGCUGAGCCACGAGUUUCAUCUAAACCCUCCAUGCUGGUUACUCAUACAAUUUUUUCUGCAUUUGGAAAGCUAAGGAAUCUUGAUGUUGCUGAGGACGAUGAUAUAGGUAAAAAUGCGGAUGAAGAAAGUGGGGACAUAGUUUCAGGUCUUCAGUGUAAGAUUGUGGUUCGGUUUGAGAAAUACAGGGACUUCUAUAAUACUUUGAAGGUGUUAUGUGGCCGUUCGUUGCAAAAGCAAGGAUCACGUCUGAGGGCUGAUUAUGAGGUGACUUGGGACAAGGAUGGCUUUUUUCGAAAUGCUAUAAGCCGCACAAAAGAAAAGAGUAGAUGGAUGCCUUCGGUGGCAGGGGGAAAUUACAGACGUGAACCUCCUAGGCAUCACUCUCGUGUUUCACGCUUUAGUCCGGACAGAGCACGCCCAAAGAGGUUCAAGGAAUAGCGAAUAAAACGAGCACCUGGAGAACAAUCGCCUGGUCGAGCUCAGAGACUGGAAGUUAUUUAUGGUGAAAUUAAUUGAUCCUUUUGGUCCCUUUUGUAAGAUGACUGCAUGAUACAGGCUUCCUGCUGAGGAAAUGAUAGGGGUUAAACCUAUUGUUGUAUAAGUAACUCUAUUUUCUGAACAAUAGUUGUUAUUCUCUCAUCUAUUCAGCAAAAUGAAAGCCCCUAGUCUCUCUCUCUCUGGGAAAAACUUUUAAUAUACUGCUUCUUCUGCAU